UGGAACAAUCGCCAUGCUGUGUCACAUGAAGAAAACUGUUGCGCUGGAACAAAGCUGGCUUGCGCAUUUGGGGACUCUUCCAGUCUUUACCAAAGCUAGGCUUGCGGAUUUGGGGACUUACCAAAGCUAGGCUGCGUUAAGACUGGAACAAGAUGAGAUGAGGGCUGCUGUCGAUUGACGCUUUGCUAUCAUGGAGGAACGGAUCAACAACUUGGCCUUGAGUAAAGAAGGUGCCGAAGCAAAUGCCGAGUUGUGGAAGGCCGAAGCUUUGCGUCCAGGAAAUAAGAGAGGGAGCAUCGCGAUCGAGACGCCGAUACCGCAGGCCAGAUCCCGCUUGAAGGGGACUCCUCAUCAGAUCACUGGUGUACCUGGACCGUCUACCGUACGGACCGAGAGCAGAAUCAAUCCUGAUUUGAAGGAGAUUGUUGAUCGUCAUAAUAUGGAAGUUAAUCUACUGAAAGAGAUGUGUCUUAAAGAUGUCAACGGAAGAAUCGAGGCUGAGAAGAAAGUUGAGAAGUUAAAGGCGGAGAUGUUGCGAUUAGCUAUGGGUCAACGGCAGAAGGGGACCAACCUCAAGUCACGAAUGGAUGAAGCCGCUGGGCUCUCCGAUAAUGACAGCAGCAGUGAGGAGUACUACAUUCCUGCUGCUCCUCUGCCCACGCAGCAGUUGUCAACGUCGCCAUCACGAGAGCUUGUGCGUAAUGCACACAGCACACCAGGCGGGUUCAGCUCACUUUUAUCUGAUGAACCUGCGCUUGUCGGGAGAGCAUACAAUGUCCGUGGAACUCCUCACCUUGCCCGUGAUGGAGUUGAGCGUGCACUAAGUAAUCUUGUUGCAUCAGGCAUGAAGCACAUCGAUUUGGAGCAGCCACCCAUCGAUAUGGAGGAGCCGCAGAGUGGACAGCAGGAGCCAGUUCCCAGCGACGAAGAAGACGAUUCACAGAAACGUGCAAGCUCAGAUGGGAAGGGUUCAGGUGGGAAGCGAUGUCAGCAAGCGUCCUGGGAUCGCAACCAAAUCACCGUGCUUGUCGAGGCAAAGCGCGAGAAGGCUGCUGUGAUUGCAGCUGGCGGACAUGACUUCAAUUCUCCGAAGUUGAUGUGGCCGCCUAUUGCCGAUGCAAUGAAACAAGCAACUGGGAGAGAAGUUAAGAAAUGGGAUUCAUGCAAGAAGAAGUGGCGUCAGUUGACAGGCAGCUAUAGAGAGAUCAGAGACUUCAUGUUAAAGUCGGGGGCGCCAAGCUGCUGGACCAUGUCAGCGGCAGAGAGGAAGCAUCCGAAGAUAGGUGAUGUUCCGUUUGAAGGAUGCUCUGCCUCCUAAUUUUGACAGGGAGCACUUUGAUA
Chara braunii is the source of this 1341-nucleotide messenger RNA. NCBI's taxonomy places the organism in Eukaryota, Viridiplantae, Streptophyta, Charophyceae, Charales, Characeae. The record is from the annotation of a GenBank genome assembly.